CCCCGCGGGCCCGGAGCGGGGCUCGGCUUAGGCACCGACUGCCGCCGAGCAGCCGUCCCCUGACGGGCUCGCUGCCUGCCGUGCUUGCCUGGAUGAGUCUGCGACAUGCCUAAUAAGAGACGAGAUGGGCCAGGGCGACGAGAGCGACCGCAUUGUGAUCAACGUGGGAGGGACUAGGCACCAGACUUACCGCAGCACCCUGCGCACCCUGCCCGGCACGCGGCUGGCCUGGAUCGCUGAGCCCGAUGCCCACAGCCACUUUGACUAUGACCCCCGCACGGAUGAGUUUUUCUUUGACCGGCACCCGGGCGUCUUCGCCCACAUCCUGAAUUACUACCGCACUGGCAAGCUGCACUGCCCCGCGGACGUGUGCGGGCCUCUGUAUGAGGAGGAGCUGGCCUUCUGGGGCAUCGAUGAGACCGAUGUGGAGCCCUGCUGUUGGAUGACCUACCGGCAGCACCGCGACGCCGAAGAGGCUCUGGACAGCUUUGGUGGGGCGCCUCUGGAUAGCAGUGCUGAGGACGGAGACAUAGAUGGCACAGGAGACUCUGGUGAUGGUGAAGAUGAACUGGAGAUGACAAAACGCCUAGCACUUAGUGACUCUCCAGAUGGCAGGUCUGGGAGCUUCUGGAGACGGUGGCAGCCCCGCAUCUGGGCACUCUUUGAGGAUCCCUACUCCUCCAGAUAUGCAAGGUAUGUGGCAUUUGCCUCCUUGUUCUUCAUUCUGGUCUCCAUUACCACCUUCUGCCUCGAGACCCAUGAGAGAUUUAACCCCAUUGUGAACAAGACAGAAACUGAAUUCAUCGGGAAUGACACCCAGGUGCGGCACUACAGGGAAGCAGAGACGGAAGCCUUUCUCACCUACAUCGAAGGUGUCUGUGUGGUCUGGUUUACAUUUGAGUUCUUGAUGAGAGUCACUUUCUGUCCAAACAAGGUGGAAUUUAUCAAAAACUCUUUGAACAUCAUUGACUUUGUGGCCAUACUGCCUUUCUAUCUAGAGGUUGGACUCAGUGGCCUGUCUUCCAAAGCUGCUAAGGAUGUCCUGGGCUUCCUCCGUGUAGUCCGUUUUGUGAGAAUCCUGCGAAUUUUCAAGCUGACCCGCCACUUCGUCGGGUUGCGGGUCUUGGGACACACCCUCCGUGCCAGCACAAAUGAAUUCUUGCUGCUCAUCAUAUUUUUGGCAUUGGGCGUCUUAAUCUUUGCCACGAUGAUCUAUUAUGCCGAGAGAAUAGGUGCUAAACCAAAUGACCCUAGUGCCAGUGAACACACACACUUUAAAAAUAUCCCCAUUGGCUUUUGGUGGGCUGUUGUCACCAUGACGACCCUGGGCUACGGAGACAUGUAUCCUCAGACUUGGUCAGGCAUGCUGGUGGGGGCCCUCUGCGCUCUCGCUGGUGUGCUGACCAUUGCCAUGCCUGUCCCUGUCAUUGUGAACAAUUUCGGAAUGUAUUACUCCUUAGCUAUGGCUAAGCAGAAGCUACCAAAGAAAAAAAAGAAGCAUAUCCCGAGGCCACCCCAGCUGGGAUCCCCCAAUUAUUGUAAAUCUGUCGUAAACUCUCCACACCACAGUACUCAGAGCGACACUUGCCCACUGGCCCAAGAAGAAAUUUUAGAAAUUAACAGAGCAGAUUCGAAACUGAAUGGUGAGGUGGCCAAGGCGGCGCUGGCAAACGAAGACUGUCCCCACAUAGACCAGGCUAUUACGCCUGAUGAGGGCCUGCCCUUUACCCGCUCUGGCACUCGGGAGAGAUAUGGACCCUGCUUCCUCUUAUCAACCGGGGAAUAUCCCUGCCCGCCUGAUGGAGGAAUAAGAAAGGAUCUUUGCAAAGAAAGUCCAGUCAUUGCUAAAUAUAUGCCAACAGAGGCAGUCAGAGUGACCUGACAAGACAAGAUGGAGAUGAACAUUGAUGGCUAAUAAACAUCUCUGUGGAACUGUGCAGGCAUAGAAGACCUUCUCAUUUGGACAAAGUUAACUCGCUCCAUGCAGGUUUUAUGGAUGAUUCUUUGUGGUUCUGGAGUUGUACUAGAGAUGCAGGCUUUUUCUACGGCCAAAAUGUAACAAAACUGUAGAAGAUCCCUUUUUUUUUUUAACCUAUUUUUUUGUUCCAUAGCAUGACUUGCAUGAAGACAAAAAUGAAAAUGAAAAAAACAACAACAACAAAACAAACAAACAAAAAAAAAACCAACAAAAUAACACACACAUGAGAAAUACUGCAAAUGUAUGAUUAAGGAGAAAAAGAAAAAAAACCCAACAAAGUUAUAUAUUAUAUAUUUUCUUUCAAAGCUCUUUACUUUUACAUACAUUGUUGUAGCCAAAAUGUAAAACGCUAUAAAACUGUACAUUUCUUUGCUAUGAAUCGCUUCUUUUUGUAUACAAGAUACAGAGUAAUGGUUUUAAAAAGUGCAAUCAGGCAGUCAUCGGUCAUAUUGACCACGCCUUCACAGUUCAUCACACCGACAUGGAAAUCAAGAACUUUUAAUCCAGCUAGAAGUGUAUAAAAAAUAAGAAAAACUUUUUCCUGUCUGUUUUUGUUGGCAUGCUUGUGACACAUGGGACCUUCCUUUGGACCUGACAGCAACAGCUGGUUAAUUUUCCAGCUCUGGUUAUGUUGUAUUUUAUUGAUGUAUAGAUCCAGCGUAGAGACCCUUCAUAAAUUGUUCAUAUUAAGUAAUCAGUAUGAAUUUUAAACAAAAAAGAUGUUAUUUUAAAACUCGGACUUAUAGUACAAAAUCAGGAAAAUACUCAAGUAUAAAUUGUCUCAAAGUUUAAGAAACAAGACAACAGCCUUGUAUGCAAUUUAGUACUGAGUAAAAUGCAUGCACAAUGUUAUGCAAAACAAGUCUAGCAUGAAAAUAAAUUUUGUAUCAUGGUUUCAGUGCCUGCUGUAUAGUGUAAAGGGGAAUCCUUUUCUGAAGCAAUCAUGGGUUUCCAGUGACUUGCUUCUAAAAUCUUGAAUAAAUACAGUGUUCUCAACAGAAAUGUAGGAGAAAA
Molecule: messenger RNA, 2992 nt
Organism: Hirundo rustica (Barn swallow)
Lineage: Eukaryota; Metazoa; Chordata; Aves; Passeriformes; Hirundinidae
Gene: KCNC1
Product: potassium voltage-gated channel subfamily C member 1
Exons: 4
Coding region: 125-1882 (585 amino acids)
Biological process (GO): potassium ion transmembrane transport; protein homooligomerization
Cellular component (GO): neuronal cell body membrane; axon; dendrite membrane
Molecular function (GO): delayed rectifier potassium channel activity; protein binding
Source: RefSeq, a predicted model, not a curated record